Salvia miltiorrhiza (redroot sage) is the source of this 2133-nucleotide messenger RNA. RefSeq names its product protein VAPYRIN-like. NCBI's taxonomy places the organism in Eukaryota, Viridiplantae, Streptophyta, Magnoliopsida, Lamiales, Lamiaceae. Bases 330 to 1907 code for a protein of 525 amino acids. The record is from RefSeq and is a predicted model, not a curated record. The transcript has a single exon. Gene Ontology annotation, molecular function: protein binding.
AUUGAUGCAAUCAUGAGAAUUGUGUCUUGUGUUGACACAGCAACAACAUAUAUAAAAAAUAAAACCACCAACAAAAUAUUACUGAUAUUCUAUUAUUCUCCUAGGAGAGUACAACAGAUACGAAAACGACGUGAAAUAAAUAAUAAAAAAAAAACAAAAAUAAUAGUGGUAAAAAUGUUGCUCGAGGGAACUUAGCCCAAGUCGGACACGAGAUAGAACAAGUCCUCAUUGAUUUCAACUCCACCAAGUGUCGCCCCCUUGUUUCCGCCGGCCUCCGCCCCCCCUCCCAUAUAAAUCAACCACUCCUCCAUAAUGGAAGCUGAAUUAAAAUGGAUAGGCUGAUAAGCUUAGAGCCGUCGAAUGUGGUGACGGUGAGGAUGGAGGCGGGCCACAAAUCCUCCGGCUCCAUCACCCUCCGCAACGUCAUGUACACCAUGCCCGUGGCCUUCCGCCUCCACCCCACCAACAAGGCCCGCUACACCGUGGCGCCGCAGUCGGGGAUCAUCCUCCCCCUCACCACCCUCACCCUCGAGAUCACCUACCACCCGCCCCCCGCCCUCCCCCACCGCUACCCCCACUGCGACGACACCUUCGUGCUGCAGAGCGUCGUGGCCCCCGGGGCCGCCGUCAAGAACCUCUCCUCCACCUACGACGCCGUUCCAUCCGACUGGUUUACCAACAAGAAGAAGCAGGUGUAUUCCGACAGCGGCAUCAGGAUCAUGUUCGUGGGCUCCGCCGUUCUCACCCACCUCGUCGCCAAGGGCUUCAUGGAUGACAUCCGAGAGGUGCUUGAGAAGAGCGACCCCCUCUGGCGCCCCGCUGAUUCCCUCGACUCCGACGGCCAGCCGCUGCUGCACCUCGCCAUUGCGCAGUCCCGCGCCGAUCUGGUGCAGCUGCUGCUCGAGUUCAACCCCGACGUCGAGGCGCCAGGCCGGGAGGGCUCCACCCCGCUCGAGGCGGCCGCCGCUGCGGGGGAGGCGCUCAUCGUGGAGCUUCUGCUGGCGCAUAAGGCCAAUCCGGAGCGAUCGGAGGCCUCAAACUGGGGGCCGAUCCAUCUGGCCGCGGCCAACGGCCACGCCGACGUCGUGCGGCAUCUCCUCCUCAAGGGGGCCGACGCCAACGCGCUCACCAAGGACGGCCGCGCGGCGCUCCAUUUGGCGGCGGAGGAGCGGAGGAGAGACUGCGUCCGCCUCCUGCUGGCGAGCGCCGCGCGGCCCGACGUGCGUAGCGCGCGGGACGGGGAGACGCCGCUGCACGUGGCGGCGGGGCUCGGCGACGAGCAGAUGGUGAAGCUGCUGCUCCACAAGGGGGCCAACAAGGAUGUCCGGAGCAGGGCCGGCAAGACGGCGUACGAUCUGGCGGCGGAGAGCGGCCACGCCAGGCUCUACGACGCGCUCCGCCUCGGCGACAGCCUGUGCGCGGCGGCCAGGAAGGGCGACCUCAGGAUGGUCGUGCGGCUGAUCGAGAGCGGCGCCGCCGUCAACGGGCGCGACCAGAACGGGUGGACGGCGCUCCACCGCGCGGCAUUCAAGGGGCGCGUGGAUGUGGCGAGGGCGGUGAUCGAGAAGGGAAUCGACGCCAACGCCAAGGACGAGGAAGGGUACACGGCCCUCCACUGCGCGGUGGAGUCGGGCCACGUGGACGUGAUCGAGAUGCUGGUGAAGAAGGGGGCCGACGUGGAGGCCAGGACCAACAAAGGCGUCACGGCGCUGCAGAUUGCGCAGUCGCUCAACUACUCCGGGAUCAUAAGGUUGCUAGCGCGUGGCCCGCCGCCGCCGCCGCCGCAUGUCGAUGUCGUGGACGCGUUUGCUAAGGUUAGAGAUAUGGACAAGAAGAAGGCGGGUACUUACGGCGGGAGAGUGCGGCGGAGUAGCUUCGAUCGGGCUGCGGCGGUGGCGGUGGUGUAGGAGAAUAUUGAAUUCUUUUUGCUUCAUAUAUUGAUGAUUAAAAGAGAAAGAGAAAGAGAGAUUGUUGAGAGUUGCAAGUCUUGAUUGUAAAAUUGUAUUGAGUGGUAGAAUAUUGUAAAGUUUGAAUAUGUGGGUAGACUUGUGAUUCUAGGCGUAUCGUAUAAGGUAUAAUUACUUCUUCUUUGCAAUUGGGGCAAUAAUACAUGAGAAAAAUGAAGAUAAUUAG